Molecule: messenger RNA, 2919 nt
Organism: Truncatella angustata
Lineage: Eukaryota; Fungi; Ascomycota; Sordariomycetes; Amphisphaeriales; Sporocadaceae
Exons: 2
Coding region: 1-2919 (972 amino acids)
Biological process (GO): mismatch repair
Cellular component (GO): mismatch repair complex
Molecular function (GO): ATP binding; ATP hydrolysis activity; ATP-dependent DNA damage sensor activity
Source: RefSeq, a predicted model, not a curated record
AUGUCAAUCCAAAGGCUGCCAGAAGAUGUUGUCGCACAGAUCAAAUCUUCAACCGCCAUAACCUCACUGAACGAGGUGAUAUGCGGUUUGCUCAAAAACUCUUUGGAUGCUGGGGCGACGAAGCUCAACAUCUCGGUCGACUAUGCUAAAGGAAACUGUUCAGUAGAGGAUAACGGAAUUGGUAUUCUACCAGCAGAGUUUACUACAGCUGGAGGCCUCGGUAAACUGCACUAUACAUCCCACUUUCCAAUACGCUCCCAUAUUCACGGUAAUAGUGGCACGUUUUUGGCAUCCGUAGCUGCCCUGUCGUUAUUAUCCAUAACUUCGCAUCACAAGGACUAUCGUUCCCAUAACACAAUCCAGAUCCAUAACUCCAAAGUCCUGGCACGGCAUAUCCCUUCGCCGCCGGACCAGAGACUGCUCACCUUCAGUCAUGGAACCCGUAUUACUGUCCGAGAUCUGUUUGGCUCCAUGCCCGUAAGAGUCAAGCAGAGAUCGCUUACCACUGAUAAAUCUGCAUUGACGAGAGACUGGGAGUACUUGAAAGCGUCUAUCGUGGCUUUGCUACUCCCUUGGCCCGGGCAGGCCACCAUUUCUGUUCGUGACUCUGCUAGUCAACAAACAGCUACGAUAAGAAAUAAGGAGGCCAUUGACGGAGCGUUGGCAGAAAGAGCUCGGCGCUCGCUGUAUGUCUCACGUGUCUCGAGUUUAUUGUAUCAAGCGGGACUCUCUGAAGAGAACGUUGCUGACUCAUGGGUUGCGUUGAAAGCUGCGGCAGGGUCUCUUUCCAUGAGCGGUGCUGUAUGCCUGACACCCGUGGCUACCAAACGAAUGCAGUUUAUCAGUAUAGGGAUCCAGCCAGUGUCUAACGAACGUGGCUCGAAUGUUCUAUACGAAGAGGUCAAUCGUUUGUUCGCCAAUUCAGGCUUUGGUGUGGAGGAAGAAAUCAACAAUAUCGAUGAGCCAGAGAAGACGCGGAGAGCCGAGGACCGCCGAUACAAAAGCGAAGGCUACACUGAUCGUGAGCUGAAAGCCAGAAAAGGAAUUAACAGAUGGCCUAUGUUUCACAUCUCAAUUGAUGUUGACGACCCAGCGGAAUCAAGUGCGGUGCACGAUCUACGCGACAUUCUGGAUGAACGCCGGAAUCACCUAUCGGGCAUUAUUGAUGUGCUCAGAGCAAUGAUCUAUGAGUUUCUGAAAAGACAUAAUUUCCGUCCAGUCUACUACAAUAAGAAAAAGCGUCAGCCCUGCAAGCAUUUUGGAAGUAGGAUACCGCCGGAAGCUGCCACAUCUGCUUUACCAUCCCGACCACGUUCACAAUCUGGUAUCUCAUUUGAAAAAGUGAAGAUGGGUCCUCCUGGCGACUUGGCAACCUCUCGUCUUUAUCUCCCAACAACCCAGAGCCCAGCGUCUAGUCAAGAGUCUCCGUUCGAUGGGUGGUUAAGAAUCAAGAGUGGUCGCCAAACACCAAUGCCAGCCAAAGAUAUCGAAUUCGGAGUCCAUGGUGAACCAAGUGAACCCAGGAGCAGCAGUAUGUUUCUAUCCACAAAGCGUACAGUUUCCUCAGAUUCGCCACUGUUCAAUGACAAAGGAGAACUGCGACGGGUGCCGUUUCUUGACGUUGAAGAACACCCAGAACCCGCCAACCAAGAUCACAAUUCGGACAUGGUAGUAGAAAAGCCAGAGGAAAUUGGGUCAUUAUUGGUAGUCGAGAAGGACAUUGUGUGGACCAAUCCUGCGACAAAGAGGAAAUCUACCAUCGAUGCGCGCACAGGCUUUGUCAUACAGCCUGAGGAGCCUGUAAAGGCUCGUUCAUACAGUGCCAGACCUUCUCGUCUUACUUCUACAAAACGUGUGCGGACUGAAGCAGCAUCAAGAAAGAGUGAUUGCACGUGGAUAGAGGACCUGCUUUCGUCGUGGAAGAACCCGGUUUUCGAAGCUGCUGAGCCUCAGAUACCUGCAGCUUUUGAUGAAGCUAGGCUUAUUAGCUCAAUGAAUAAUUCUAGCCGGAACAGCCAUCAUUGCCGCCAUCUUCCGCUAGACAACAUUUUUAAUGUCGAAGCAAAAGUCUCCAAGGAUGCGUUGCGAGCAGCCGAAGUCCUAGCACAAGUAGAUCGGAAGUUCAUUCUUGCCAAGGCUCCCUUGGAGCCAAUUUCGAGCACGAAAUGCCCCGAAGACCAGAUCUCACUUCUGAUCGUCAUCGAUCAGCACGCUGCAGAUGAACGAUGCAGGGUUGAAGCACUGAUGGCGAGUUACUUCAAUCCAGGCUCAUCAGGAGCGGCACAAACUGAGACGUUAGACAAGUUUUUACAGUACGAGAUCUCUACCCAAGAGCGGUCGUUGUUUGAGAGACAUGAAUCAUAUUUCGAGCACUGGGGCAUCGAGUAUCAAUUGAACACCAUUGCCUCACGCCUUCAACUACAAAGCAUUAAAUUCCCAUCAUUCCUCAAAGUCACAAGUCUGCCUCCCAGCAUUGCUGAGAGAUGCCAAACAGAACCGCAGCUUCUGAUUAGUUUGCUCAGAAAGGAGGCAUGGAAGCUUGACGAUAGCGGUCGCACCCAGGCACGACGAAGAUUGGAAAAGGGGGCACCAGGAUCAGGUCAUAACGACGAAGCUGAGCUGCAUUGGCUUGCAAGAUUUCAUGGUUGCCCGCAAGGAAUUCUGGAAUUGAUAAACUCUAGAGCAUGCCGGAGUGCGAUCAUGUUCAACGAUCCUUUGUCUUUGGAUGAGUGCAAAGAUUUGUUGAGGAGACUCGCAGAUUGUGCAUUCCCAUUCCAGUGUGCUCAUGGGCGCCCGUCGAUGGUGCCGUUGGUUGAUAUGGGAGAUGAGCGAAUUUAUAGGAACGAAAGACCUGCCAAAGGCACUUUCGGCAAGCAAUUUAAGAGAUGGAAAGCGAGUAUGAUUGAUGAUCACUCGUGA